GCCCCGACCCCGCACCAGAAUCCUACCCCGCACCGUUUCUUCUCCGCUGCUCCGUCUCCUCUGGUUCGACGACCCGACUCACUGCUCCGCCACGCCGCGUUCGGAUCCGGCCCUGAGCCUUUCCCGAUCCCGCCCGUGUCCCCUGCAUCGCUCGGCACGAUCCGCCCCCGCUCCACGACUGGUCCGCCGCUGAGCUCCCGGCGCUUCCGCGGCCGGCGCCAUGGCGACCGGCGGCGGCAACGAGCAGGCGCCGGCGGAGGCCGAGCCGCUGGAGCUCGUGCUGUUCCAGGUCGCCGAGUGCUACGUCUACCUGAUACCUCCAAGGAUGACGGCUGCCUCCUACAGGGCGGAUGAGUGGAACGUCAACAAAUGGGCAUGGGAAGGGGCGCUCAAGGUUGUCAGCAAGGGAGAGGAAUGCAUCAUUAAACUGGAAGAUAAGAACACAGGGGAGCUUUAUGCUAGGGCAUUUCUCAGAGAGGGUGAACCACAUCCGGUGGAACCUGUAAUUGAUAGCAGCAGAUAUUUUGUACUACGCGUUGAAGAGAAUAUAGAUGGGCGUCAGCGUCAUGCUUUCAUAGGUUUAGGCUUCCGGGAAAGGCCUGAAGCAUAUGACUUCCAAGCUGCUCUACAUGAUCAUAUGAAAUAUUUAAACAAGAAGAAGGCUGCUGAAGAGAUGGUUCAGCAUUAUGAGAAGCAAUCAUCAGUGGAUUACAGCCUCAAAGAAGGGGAGACAUUGGUUCUUCAGAUUAAAAAUAAAGAAACUGGCACCAAGACAAAAUCUGCAUUUUUUGAGCAAGGCCUAAACAAGCUCUCAUUGAACGAAAAGACAAACACCAAGGAGGUCCCCGUCUCCCUUAAACUCCCACCACCACCACCUUCACCUGUCUCUCCAACGGAUCCUGGAGUCGCUGCUUCGCCUUUCAAAGCAGAAUUUCCGCCCCAAGAGCAACCAGCUGCUGAACCCAUCAGCAGAACCAGCGCUCUCCCUUCCAAAGGUGAACCUACUCCGGAGCUACCAGCUGCUGCAGAGAAAUCAGAGCACGAAACCGUGGAUGACGACUUCGGGGACUUCCAGGCUGCUGGGUGAUAUCAUGUAUCUUGUACAUACAGAAUGUUACUGAGACUGCAUUUUCAUUGUUUGGUUUAUCUUUUUUCAAUCAGUUGUGACUUCUGCCGGCACUCUGUGUUCCUGUAUAGAGCUUCCAUCUCAUAACCUAUAUACAAAUACAUGGAGAAACGUUGUACCUUUUCUUUUGACGUAGCAUGUCAGAUUUUGUA
Messenger RNA from Sorghum bicolor (sorghum), 1278 nucleotides. RefSeq lists its product as uncharacterized. The coding region runs from base 221 to 1087 and encodes 288 amino acids. Gene Ontology annotation, cellular component: clathrin vesicle coat; membrane. NCBI's taxonomy places the organism in Eukaryota, Viridiplantae, Streptophyta, Magnoliopsida, Poales, Poaceae. Gene Ontology annotation, biological process: endocytosis. The transcript has 8 exons. The record is from RefSeq and is a predicted model, not a curated record.